Molecule: messenger RNA, 4688 nt
Organism: Durusdinium trenchii
Lineage: Eukaryota; Dinophyceae; Suessiales; Symbiodiniaceae
Source: the annotation of a GenBank genome assembly
CAAACAUCGCACAGAGUGGACUAGGGAACAAGACUCACCAGUUUCUGGCUGAGAAUCAGUGGCUCAGGCUCAGACCCUGAUCAUGAGCUUUCCCGUAGGUGUUUACAUCACCUCCUCCCGUGACUCUUCCUUCACGAGAUUGCACGAGCAGAAUGAUGCAACAUGCAAAGAGUGCAGAGUUUUGGUCUACCUAGGGUCAAAGCAAGACUGGAUUGCGUUUGGAUUUUAGCCUGCAUUGUGCCUGCAUUCUGAUGUCAGCUUAUGGCAAACUCGAGGCAGACGCUGCCCCCGCUGGGUGCUCGCAAAGGCAGCAAAGGAUCAGAGGAGAGGACCGGAAGCACUGGAAGCACCAAAGUCGCUGCUGGCCUCAGCAAGACGGGAGGGAGUUCAGUUCGCGUCGGGGGGGAGGUGAAUCUCCGCCGCCGCCUGGAGGUUUCUCUCCGCCGCACGGGUGUACGGUGAAGGCCUUUUCGAUUUGGAUAACCCUUUCAUCGGGAUCUUUCGACUUGGAUGAGCCUCCACGAGGACCGCCUGGGCCCGCCGGCAUGCGUCGGCAUCGGUCACGGUCACGGUCACGGAGAUGCAUCCGCACGGACAUGCGUCGAUCCGCCCAGGGUGGCCAGCGUAGACCAAGUGGCCGAGAGGCAGAUAGACCAUCAGCACCACUACGUGUGCAGAUUGCAGGUGCUUCUCAUGAAGUUGCCGGGGCCGAGAAGAAGCCCAUGGUGUUGCUGGAGCUCAAGGGGAUCUCCUUCGAGGACCUGACAGACUACCGGAUCCAAUGGCGCUCGCUUCUGCCAUGGGUUCUCGAAAAAGACGGAACGGACAUCAAGGACUUUUCUGAAGAUGCCUAUCUUCAUGAUCCUUUCUUGGCGGUACCUUUGCAACUUCCAGGGCUGAUUCAGCUGCGAAUGUUUCAGAAAAAGUUUCCCGACAACAUUGCGGCCUGGAACGAUUGGUGCCGAGCUGCGAAGAAGGAGAUGGAGUGGCUUUGGCGGUCCUGCGACCCAUUUCCGGUGCACUUGCCAGCGCCGAACCCACUGGGCGUUUCGCUGGAGGUCUCCGAAGAGGACGGGGCCUCCCUGGUGGUGUUUCUCUCCUUCGCUUUGCCACGGGACGUUUCUGUCCCGGACGACGUUCCUCUGCAUUGGCAGUACCGCUGGCGGGAUGCCACGUUUGGGCACGGUCAAGAGGACUGCUGCGUUGACUCCUUUGAGACUCUUCUGAAGGAGCGCGGGACCCCACGCGUGCGCUCGCCCGCCCUGCGGGGCGAUUGGGAGUGUACUUCCGUCAUCUUCUCCGUCCGUUACCUCUUGGGCUCCAGUUGGAGCGCUUGGAGUGACUUCGCCUCUGGUUCGCCGAACUGGGCUCCCUGGCAGGGGCAACCAAAGCUGAGUAUCUCCUCCUGUGGUUUUACCAAGGCCAUUCUGUCGCUGGCCAGCCCUGCGUGCGUGGGACAUGUAAAGGCGCAGAUUCGGAUCGAGGUUGGACAGGUGCAAGGAGCGAUGCAGACUGUCUUGGUGACGGAACGACCAAGCUUCCAGGCCCAGACAUUCACGUGUCCCUUGCGAGCCCUUCGUCCUGGCAACAGUUACACCGUUCGUGUGUCUUCUCGACGGUGGCGCAUUGACCACGAGUGGCAGGAACAGUUGCAGGAGCUCCAGCAGCCUCUCACUGGAUCAGAGCAAGGAGUUCCGCCCAUGUGGGCGCUCGCACCUGGAAUGCUCGAGGAGGUACACGUAGAUGGAGACCUGGAUUGGUACCCCUUCUGGCUUCAUCCGAUCAUCGCUUCUUGGCCCAUGGAUGGCGUUUCGGCCGAGUGGAGGAGGGAGGCUCCGGGCGAAGAGUGGUGGACACUGACGGCGUGUGAACGGUCCUCGCUACACGCGGCGCGGCAAAAGGAUGCAAGAUUGGCCAAGGGGUCUGGCCUUCGGAUCCUUCUCCCGAAGCUGACGACGUGGAUUCUGGUGAGGCUUCGCCAUACCUGCGGUUUGGUCACAUCAUCGACAAGGAUCAGGCCCAGCUUGUUGCCCUUGCAGGAGAAGCCAUUGGCGACUUUGGUGGCCAAGGAUUCGGGUCUUGCCAUUCAGCUCUCCCUGGCAGAGGACCACUGUGGGACGAUGAUCCAGUUUAUGGCGACAGCUGAAAGCAAGAUAAACAAGGGCGACGUGGGAGCGCAGAUUUCCCACGAGUUGGAGCCGUGUUGCCUCCGUCCGCUCGCGGACGAGGCGCCAGUCCGACACCUGGUCGACGUGGAGGAGCUUCGCAUGAGCCCAGUGGAGGCGGUGGCGUUUCAGGCCCGGAUUGGCGAUGGCCGCCAGUGGUCGGCCUGGUCGCCGGCCUCCGAUCUGCUGGGCCUUCGGAUCGCUCCACCGGUACCAGAUCGCGGCGAGUUGACCGUGCAGGAGCUGGCGAAAGGGGUGGUCGAGGUACUUUGGAGCAAGUUCCGACGCUUGGAAGGGCUUGAGGAGGUUCACUACGAGGUCACCGCCACUUGCGCGGGCUUUCUUCAGGAAAGGGUUUGCCUGCUGUCGGAGACAGAGGCAACCCACUCGGGCCAGUUGGCAGGCUCGUGCCGGGCCGUGUUCGAGCGACUGGUUCCUGACACGGACUAUGACUUUGUGGUCAAAGGAAUCUACCCAAAGCUCAAGCACUUCACACGCUGCGCGGAGGACGCGGAAGAAGCAGGAGCUGCCUCACCGGUCUUGAAGGCCAGCUUGCGCUUGAAGGGUGUGGAUGGACGGGACUUCGAGCCGCCGCAGGCCGUGAAGCAGGUCGCACCUCCUCCUCUCUAUGGAGGAGCCGACCGCCGUUCCCCAUACAGCUUCGAGUUUUGGAUCGAGGUGGAUUCCCAUGUGAGCAGCUCGAGCUACGUUGUGGAAUGGCGAGCCUGGCCUGGCGAGACAUGGCAAGCUGCCGCGCUGAAAGCCUUGGGCCAGGAAGAUGGGCAAGAGAGGCCCGCUGGCUCGACGGAACCCAAGGACUCGCAGGGUCUGAAGGUAGAGCAGUUCAUUUGGGACUGUGGCCCGAGCCCACCCGAAGGGGUCGAACUUCGGGUCCGAGCUGCGGCGCCUUCGAUGCAGCGGAGCAGUCGUGGGUGGUUUUCCCCCAUCUCUGGACCUUUUGCCACAGCCUUUGCUGUUCCGGAGAAGCCCAAAGCCACGCUCCUGGUGAGUGAACCUCACUUGGCAGUGGCCAUCACCUUCGCUCUGGGCGGCCCCAGUAGCGUGCCAGGACCCACAGAGCCUGCAGGGCCGGUGGCGCUGGGGCACGGUCACUGCUUGGCCAGAAGAGUGCAGAUCUGCUACCGACGGGCAGGAGAUGCUGAUGAGGAAGUGGUGGAGAUGAAGCCCCGCGAGCUGAGGCUUCAAAGCCGGAGCGACCUUUCGGCUUCAGCUGAGAACUCGGUGCCGUCAGGUGGAGAACUCGUGAUGAUCCCUGCCACGCAGCCGCGGUUCUGGGAGGGUCAGCGGCUUCUCUUUGCGGUGCGGAUCGGUGAUGAAUACCGAUGGUCGGCAUGGAGUUCCUUCAGCAAGCCUGUACAUAUGAAACAUGCAGUUCUUCGAGCAGCACCUGUCUCCACGGGACUCAUUGCGAAGCCUCUGUCUCCAGAGCGGGUGGGACUGCAAUGGUCGUCCUGUGUCGCUCUCGCAGGUGUCGAGUACAUGGUGAGCAUGGUCCAAUUUGGAGCCACCGGGCGGGAAGUGAAAUCUACCGGCCAGCUGAUGGCUUUGUGGGCCGAGGAUGGCCUGGACCGUGAAGGCAUUGAGCUGGACAUUGACAUCGGACGUGUUCGCCCUGGAGCAUCCUUGCAAUUCAGACUGCUUGCUCGAACUCAGCGCCACACCCUGGGCACACCCUGCUUCGAGGAGCUCGCCCGGAGCGAGGUCCUCGUCUGGCCCAGCUGGAGCGGCGUUUCCGGCGGCGCGGCGGUUUCCGCGGCGGGCACGGCUUGCCUGGCGGCGGAAUCCUGGGAUUUGCCCGUGCCCCAUCUGCUUGCCGUGCCUGAAGAGCUAGAUGCCACGGGCCGUUGGCGGGGAAGAGCUGUGCUUCUCUCGUGGCCGAAGGGGGUGCCCGUGGGGGAUGCUGAUGAAGUACCACUGGAACUCCAAGCGUGUUGUUGGGAUGCCGAGAAGGAGGAGUUUUCGGAUGCUCAUGGCUGGGUUCCGGUGAGUUGGUCCUUGCUUCACGUGCAUGGUCUUCCGUGCAUUGCAGCUUCGCAGCUACCCUUCACCUCACUUCGUCUUCGCUGGUAUUCCUGCGAUCGAUGCGUGGCCGGGCCAUGCAGCGAGGCCUGCUUGAGCUUGGUCGACACAGCUGAAGUCGCCGUUUGCCAAGUGCUUUGCACGGUCUCAGCCGUUCAGGUGGAGGCCUCCUUUCAGCACCGUCCCAGCGGCGAAAAGAGCUCGAUCAUGGCUCAGUGGCGGUUUCAAGCUGUACAAGUGAGCCAAGCGGACGAGCCAGGCUGCAGCUUCUCCAGUUUGGGUGAGUGGUGUGUUCUGGAUCAUCACAUCGCAAGCAGCAGCGAUCGAAGACACUUCACCGGAAUGGACGGAACGGAGAGACGCAAAGUCCUGAUUGGAGAGGACGAAGGUCUGGAAUUGGGAACCUUCUAUGUCUUCAGUGUGCGAGUCAGCGACGGCCGCCGGUCUUCUGCGUGGUCCGCAUGCUCUAGACCGGUCUUGUUC